UCGACGCAAAUUCCCAGAUGCGUUGCGCUCGUACGCAUGUCAACUACUGGUCACAGCGCAUUCUAAGCUUAACAUACUUCCAAAGAUGGCCUCCCCACUCAAGAGCUGCAUCGAUCCGACGGAACACCCGUUCGACACCCGAAGGAACUUUGGGGAGUACAUGGUCCAGCAUCUCAGGCGCCACGCAGGCUCAAAGUUGAUCAACGGCACAAGCCACGAAGCCUUCACCUAUGGCGAAGUAGCAGAGCAGGUGGAUGCCGUGCGGACAGCGCUCUGGCGACUGGGUCAUGAAGCGGGCGACAAGAUCCUUCUCCUCAGCGCCAAUCGGACGCAAUUUCUGCCGAUGUUUCUGGGUGCAGCGUGCGCCAACGUGGCGUCCGUCAGCGAAAGCCCGGGCUUCAGUGUCGAUGUCCUGGCUGAUGCAAUGCAAACCCUGUCCCUGGUCUGCGUCUGCUGUGAACCAGACCGGGUGCAAGAGGCUCUCGAACUGCAACGAAGACUUGUUUCUAUAAAGCACAUCAUAGUACUGGAUGAACCGGCGCAUAAAAUGGACGGGACAACGAACAGCAUAAUCACAUGGAAUGAGCUACUGAAGAAGGGCCGCGAAGAAGGAAGCCCAAUGCCACCGCCUGCCGAGUAUCGAGAGAACCAGAUCUGUUACAUGACGUCUACAAGUGGUACGACUGGCAAACCGAAGCUGGUUGUGCAUUGUCAUGAGUCCCUCCUGGCCAUCGUUCAAUCAAACAGUCACCCUGGGCAUAUGGGUCUAGGUCCAGAGGACGUGUCCCUCUCCACAACGUCAUUGAGCCACGUGUAUGCACUUUUUGACGGGGUCUGCAAGGCUAUCGCCCAGGGAGCGUCGGCUGCCUUUAUGGAGACCGCUGAUGACACUGCUAUACUCGAGGCGAUUCACAAGCACAGGGUCACAGCCAUGAGCACAACGCCUUACACUGUGAGGUGCCUGUUGGACAACGAACGGCGCAAAGGCUAUGACCUUGAUUGUCUCCAAUACGUCACUACGGCGACCACAAUCAUUGGAGAAGACGUUGCGAAGACACUGGUCAAAGAAUUUAAUCUCAAAUCGUUUAUACAGUUGUACGGUCAGUCGGAGAUACCUUUCAUCUCAGCGGGUCUUUACAACGCGCCAAGCAAAUACAAGUCCAUCGGUUGUUUGGCAGUUGGCGUCCAAGCAGUGGUGAGGGACACAGAAACGAAGAAGCCUCUGGGACCAUGGCAACGUGGAGAACUCGUGAUACGAAGUCCAAGCCUGAUGCGUGGCUACUGGGGAAGACUGCACGAGCCCAUCACCGACGAAGAAGGCUGGUACAGUACAGGCGACCAGUGCUACUACGACAACGACGGCUGGCUAUACCUAGUUGCGCGGCUGAGCGACUUCUUCUGCUGCCGUGGGGGCAAGUAUUGGCCGGCCGAAGUCGAGGCCGUGCUGCUCAAGUGUCCAGAGGUUCAUGACUGCGCCGUCGUAGGAAUGCCUCAUCCCGAAGCUGGAGAAGUGGCGCACGCUCUGGUUGUGCCCGAGCCAGAAGCAAGAACACUGAGCGCCGAUGACGUCAUGCAAUUUGUGGAAGCCAACGCACCGAAGGGUUGCCACUUGGAAGGCGGCGUCACAUUUGUCCACAAGAUUCCACGCAACAAUCUCGGAAAACUUGUCAGGCGUCAGCUCGUCCAGUGGAUUCUCGGGAACCGAGAACAGUGAAGCAUCAACAGUCGGGAAGCUGAGGCUUAAGAUCUCGCAGAUUUCCCAAACGACGCUGCCCCCAACUGUACACAGCGCCUCUCGCACGGGGCGUGUAUAGUCAUUUUGUGAAAUUGUAAUAAUGUUAAUAAAGUGCACGUGAAGGG
Molecule: messenger RNA, 1860 nt
Organism: Dermacentor silvarum
Lineage: Eukaryota; Metazoa; Arthropoda; Arachnida; Ixodida; Ixodidae
Exons: 10
Coding region: 86-1714 (542 amino acids)
Molecular function (GO): CoA-ligase activity
Source: RefSeq, a predicted model, not a curated record